This is a messenger RNA of Cygnus atratus (black swan), 8514 nucleotides long. RefSeq names its product PHD finger protein 20 like 1 (gene PHF20L1). NCBI's taxonomy places the organism in Eukaryota, Metazoa, Chordata, Aves, Anseriformes, Anatidae. The record is from RefSeq and is a predicted model, not a curated record. Gene Ontology annotation, biological process: regulation of transcription by RNA polymerase II. Gene Ontology annotation, cellular component: NSL complex.
GCGGUGGCUGUUCCUCGAUCACGUGCCGGGGGUAGUGAAAAAGAAAGUAUCAAGAUGAGUAAAAAGCCUCCAAAUCGUCCUGGAAUCACAUUUGAGAUUGGUGCUCGUUUGGAGGCACUGGACUAUUUACAAAAAUGGUAUCCAUCUCGUAUAGAGAAGAUAGAUUAUGAGGAGGGGAAGAUGUUGGUCCAUUUUGAACGUUGGAGUCAUCGCUACGAUGAGUGGAUUUACUGGGACAGCAACAGGUUGCGACCCUUGGAGCGACCGGCAUUAAGGAAAGAAGGGCUGAAAGAUGAUGAAGAAUUUGUUGAUUUUAAACCUGGAGAAGAAGUCCUAGCUCGUUGGACAGACUGUCGAUAUUACCCAGCAAAGAUUGAAGCAAUUAAUAAAGAGGGAACAUUCACAGUACAGUUCUAUGAUGGUGUUAUUCGGUGUCUUAAGAGGAUGCAUAUCAAAUCUAUGCCAGAGGACGCAAAAGGGCAGGCGCGCGAGAGGGAGCAGAUAGCGCCGGAGCUGAGAUUAGUGACGGAAAUCGAACCAAAAGAAGAUUGGAUAGCUUUGGUCAAAGCUGCUGCUGCAGCAGCAGCCAAGAACACAGGAAGUAAACCUAGAACCAGUGCAAACAGCAAUAAGGAUAAAGAGGAUCGAAAAUGGCUAAAAGUUCCUUCAAAAAAGGAAGAAACCUCAACCUCUACAAUCAUGCAGGAAGUCCAAAAAAAGGAAGAGGAGCCUACAUCUAGUGACACAUUUGUAGGAUUUCCUGUAGUGGAUGUUCCAAAGAUGGCCUUUGUGCAAGCAGAGAGCACGUUAUCACACAAGAGGAAAAGUAAUCUAGGCAACUCAUUUCAGGCAAAGAGAGCUCGUCUUAACAAGAUCACUGGUUUAUUGGCAUCCAAAGCCGUUGUUGCAGAUGGUGCUGAAAAAAAGGAAGGCAACAAAGAAACAGCUCCAGUCCUGGAGCAGGAGAUUUCACCUAAACCACAAAGUCAGAAAAAAAAUGAAGCUGAUAUUAGCAGUUCUGCCAACAUUCAGAAACCUGCACUGUUAUCCUCAACUUUGUCUUCAGGAAAGGCUCGCAGCAAGAAAUGCAAACAAGAAUCUGGAGAUUCUUCUGGGUGUAUAAAGCCCCCUAAAUCACCACUUUCCCCAGAAUUAAUACAAGUCGAGGAUUUGACGCUGGUCUCUCAGCUUCCUUCUUCUGUGAUAAAUAAAACUAGUCCAUCACAACCACUGAAUUCCCCUAGAUCCUACAAACAUAGUCAACGGAGAAGAAGAUCACAACGUUUAGCCACUUGCUCGUUGCCUGAUGAUUCUGUAGAAAAAGUUUCUUCUCCCUCUUCAGUUACUGAUGGAAAAGUGUUCUCCAUCAGUGCUCAAAACCAACAGCCAUCAAAAUUGGAGGUACCCGAUGUUGCUCAUAUGUCACUUGAGAAGCGUGGACCCUGUCUCCCUCUUGAUUUAAGCCGUAGUUCGGAAGUUUCAGCACCAUUAUCCACAGAAUCCACUUUCCGUAAUGAAUACCCCAGUAAAGACAAGGAAGAUAUUCAGAUGAUUACAUAUCUUUCUUCCAAAGCAGUAACUGAUGGAAGAGUAGCUACAACAGCGUCAGCACCCUCGUCCCAUGUACAUGCCUUACAUCUGGAAAUGCCUUUAACCAGUAGUCUAAAGUUACCCAAAGGGAGUAGUAAAAAAAAGAGGUCUUCCACAUCAGUGAGCUCUGAAGGGACAGAGAUACAGUACUCUGUGCCCAUAAAGGAGAAAUGUUUUGAGAGUCUGAAGGAGAAAAUAUUAAAGAACGUGAUUGAGAAGGACAAGCAUUCAGAAGUUGGUGCGGUGAGAAUAGAAAGAAAAGGAAAACUGGAAGAGAAGAGUUCCACAACAUAUGGUAAGAGGAAAGAAAAGGAAAAGGACAAAAAAGAGAAAAAGGAGAAAGAUCAUAAAUCAAAACAGAAAAAGAAGAAGAAAAAAAAGAAGAAAUCUAAACAGCACGAUUAUUCGGAUUAUGAAGAUAGUUCUGUUGAGUUCUUGGACAGGUGCUCUUCUCCAUUAACGCGGUCCUCAGGAAGCUCUUUGACUUUGCGCAGCAUGUUCUCAGAGAAGAAUACAUCAUACCAGUAUCCAAGAGCUAUCUUGUCUGUUGACCUGAGUGGAGAAAAUCUUUCAGAUGUUGAGUUCCUGGAUGAUUCCUCUACAGAGAGUUUGUUGCUUAGUGGUGAUGAAUACAAUCAGGAUUUUGAUUCAACUAACUUUGAAGAGUCUCAGGAUGAAGAUGAUGCUCUCAAUGAAAUUGUUAGAUGCAUUUGUGAACUGGAUGAAGAAAAUGGCUUUAUGAUUCAGUGUGAAGAGUGCUUGUGUUGGCAGCACAGUGUAUGCAUGGGAUUGUUAGAGGACAGCAUUCCAGAGCAGUACAUCUGUUAUAUCUGCAGAGACCCACCAGGUCAGAGGUGGAGUGCCAAAUAUCUUUAUGAUAAAGACUGGCUAAACAACGGACACAUGUGUGGAUUAUCAUUUUUGAAAGAAAACUACUCUCAUCUUAAUGCCAAAAAGAUUGUGUCAACCCAUCACCUACUGGCAGAUGUAUAUGGUGUAACAGAAAUACUGCAUGGACUACAGCUGAAGAUUGGGAUAUUGAAAAAUAAACAUCACCCAGACCUUCAUCUCUGGGCUUAUUCAGGGAUGCGAAAAGAACAGGAACAAAUAACUCUUGGGGUAGAGAAAAAGAUAGUGACUUUGCCAGAUGCUGUUAAUCUGACUGAAAGGACGUGUCACAGUCAAAACCAUAAAGAGACACCUAGCUUACCCCAGAAGAUGGAGGAAACAUACAUCACAAGUGAGCACAGUUACCAAAAACCACAGAGUUUUGGUCAAGACUGCAAAGCAGUCACUGACCCUAUGAGCUCAGAUGAUGAAGAUACAAGUAGUUUUGACGAAGACCAGGAAUUUUGUUCAGAGAAUAAAAACUGUUUACAGUAUUCUUUUAAAGAUGAUGGCAUGAAUGAGCAGAAGAAUUCUGCUGAAGGAAACACUGUGUUUCUUUGUAAUGAAAGAAAAGGCUCAGAGGAACAAGUGGACACGCAUCUUCAAUGGCAGCUAAAUCUCCUUACCCAUAUAGAGAAUGUACAGAACGAAGUCACCAGCAGAAUGGACCUGAUUGAAAAGGAAGUUGAUGUUUUAGAAAGCUGGCUGGAUUUCACUGGAGAACUGGAGCCACCAGAUCCUCUGGCAAGAUUGCCUCAGCUCAAGCGACGUAUUAAACAGCUCUUAAUUGACAUGGGGAAAGUACAGCAAAUAGCAACUCUUUGCUCUGUAUGACAAAAGGAAGAAUAAAGAAAUGAAAAUAGGUUCUCUACGGUGAAUUUUCUUAUUAGCCACAAGACUGACAGGAAGACAGCAAAAAGCUGAGCAUUUAUAUAGUUCUUUGCUGAUUACAUUAAUAGCCUGAAGCUUUAGAGAGAGGAGAGGAAAUCUAGAGUAAGAAAUUUGUUGUAUCGAAAACCUGAAUAUUCAAUGUCCAAACCUCAAAAUGUAAUAUAUUACAUACUGAGAAAUAUUGAUUUGAUCGUAACGUGAAAAACAAGGAAACUUCUGCAUACAAGAAAGCUGAACAAACACUCUGCGAAGAACAGUGCUACUAUUUUGAAACCUUUGACAGAAAAUUCUAAAUUCAGUAUUCAACUGACUAAAAGUUAUUGAGAACUGUAUUUUCAGUUAAUUCCUCUUAUCUUGCUAGUGAAAGAUAGACACAGAGAGAUCUGUAUCCUCUCUACAAGAAAAUUUAUAGAUUAUUUCCUUCUCUCGUGAAUGUUCAGGAAAAUGAGCAUACUAGCUUUGAUUUUGAAAGAAACUACUUGUCAUGGUCUCCUUUUUAAAGUAUUUUUUUAAAUAGAAAUCCUUAUUACAGCACCCUUAGGCUCCUUUCAAACAUAAGUGGCAAAUAGUGGUCAGAUGUGCCAAAAAAUAUUUACAACCACUGGGAUGAGAUUUUUAUUAUGGCUUACAUGAAGGUUUUUUUCAAAGUCCUACUUGGUGCCAGCAAUCCACCCCAAAUUGUAUGUAGGUGGGUUUUUUGUUUUUAUUUUUAUUUUUUUUUAAUGUUCUAUGGCAGUAUUCAGAGUUCAAAGUACCCUUUUUGUCCUGGAUAGCUCUGUUCUGGUUUGUGCCCUCUAAAACUGUACCAUCCUCAGCUGGGAUGAGGAAUGACAAGAGAAGCAAAACUGUCUGUGGCUGUGAAUAUACUAAACCACUAGGAUAAAUAUCACAAGAUACAUUAUACAUUUUUUUUAUAAAAAUUUCCAGCUUCAGUGAAUGAAACAUCAUGAAACCAAAGGCAACCUAGUUGCUCUGUUAGCUCUUGCUGGUUUUUGAGCCCAGGACUUUCCCUGUGCUUAUAAGUUGCCGCUGUACCCAGUGCUACAUACAUACUUGUAUGUGUAUGUAUAUGUGUAUAGAUACACAUGUACAUAUAUACAUACUAUAUACAUUUAUAUCUACAUGUCUAGUUUUAUUACAAUAGACUAUAAGAACUGGUGGUUAACAUGAAAUGUUACCUUUUAACAAGCAGUUUCUAAAAUUGAAAAUAAUGUAUGUACAGGUUUUGAAAUUUGUAAAAUAUGACUGUUAAAAGGAGGCUAUUUAACUGAUGACAUUAAGAUACUUGAACAUUUUAUGCCUCGCAUCUGUUUAUCAGUUCUAGUUAUCUGUAUAAAUGCAUUUUAGAACCGAUAGACAGUAAACUUGAAUUUACCUUUUGAUAAGAGUACAAGCCACUGUACAUUCAAAAAUUAUUUAAAUUUGCAAACACACUGUUCUAUAUGUAAGGUACUGUAUGUAAAACUGUUUAUUAAAACUAUUCUGCAUACUCUACAUUUUCCAUUUUUCUUCCUGAUCUACAUACAAGUGUAAAAUGUGAUUACAAUAAUGUACAGACCAUCAAAAAUCAAAAAAUUUUGGACUGCCUUUUGAGGAUUCAUAAAAUUGAAAAAUGUGCCAAAGAUGGAUUAUCUGGGAAAGAUUUUGCAACCUGCACAUUGAACUUUCAUGAUAAAACCAUAACUGAGAAAGUAGCAUGGCUGGUUCAUUGCUAAAACAUACCUACCCUGACAUCUCCUGUCAGUCUGUCAUGUCUGAAGUAAGUUAUCACUCUUGAUGUCAAAAACAAAAUGUAAGCCUGUGUUAACAGAGUGGUUGCUAUUUAAAAAGUCUUGCCAUGUCAAGCUUAUAGGAGAUAUUACAGAGCUGUAUGAUAAUGGAGUCAAUUAUAGCAUCAUGAUCAGCAACUUCCUAAUACAGAAAGAAUACAGCAGCUGAGGAGCUGUUGACGUUUUUAUAGCAACUGUUAAUAAAUAAAGUACUGUGUUAUAUAGUUGGAUGCUUAAAUUACUGCUUAAACCAAUAUGAGUAGCUGAGUGACCUACUUGCUUUUUGAUAUGUGAGACUUUUAUAUAUUAUUCACUUGCUGCAUAUCACUGAAUGUGGUACUGUGUGUACUGUAUAAGAGAAGUGUAAAUCCCGGUGAAUUACUUUGAAACAAAGUGGAGUGUAUUUAGCUAAUUUAUACAGCAUACACUGUAGCAAUAUUAUGCAAUGUGUGUGCAUGUGUGUGAUGUAAUAUAACUGUAAAUGUUACUGAAGGUGGAGGUGUGCGGAGAGAUUCCAGGCGGGAGGAAGGGAAGUGCGGGGAUGGAGGAAUUUUCUGAAAAGGACAUCAUGAGGUCAGAGUUGAAGUUGCCCUUGUAGCUACUUGUGUUUGCAGCAGUCUCUAAAUUUACAUGAGUACGUAACCUUAUCCCUCAGGAUCCUACCUUUUUCAGGAUGGACUGUGCUUACAAAAACAAGUAAUCUGUUUAAUAUUUUUUUUUUUAUCUUCAUUUCUUGUGUAGUCAAUCAUUAUAAAUAGAGAAAAAAUCUUGCAAGCAUUCAUAUCUUGUAAAAAAAAAAAAUAUAGUUUCCUUAAGGACAGUGUUAUGAUACAUUCAUUGUGUGUUGCCUGAAUGCUUCACAAACUUGUCUUGGUUUGCUUUCUCAAAUUGUGACGUCAGUCUGUGACACAUGUAUGUUAGUUUUGGCCCCAGUUUCUCAAAUACUCAGAUGUAUGGGAUGCUUUUGAAGUUUUUUUUUUUGAACACUUACAAAUCAAGUGCCAUAAAAGUCUAAGUGUUUUGCAGAGUGUAGCCUACAGUUGAUUGCUUUGCUCGUGUGCCAGUCAAACCUGAUGUGAUCUGGUUGAUACCAGUAAGUCUUCUAGUUGACAUCAGGGGAAUCUUUUUUUUUUUUCUCUCUAGGCAUCAUUUUCCAUCUGUCUUCCUGCUUCCUCAAUAAAUAAUCCAGGGAUCUAUACACAGUCUCUUAGCAACAUCACUUACCUGGAUAUGAAUUGCAGUUUCUUGUGCUGUAUGGCAAAGGAGGCUGUCUUCGAGGAGGGAAUAAUAGUAUGUGGUGCUGUAAUGACAGUUUUUGAUGCUUGUGCUCAGAAAAGUAAAACAAAUGUAAGUUUUCAGCCUUCUUUUAACUUACAAGAUUUUAAGUAAUAAACAAAAGAAAUGCCAUUGGACUUCUUGUGAUUCCACAGGGCUAAAUGGCAAAUUUGUGGAGCCUUUAAAUGCCUAGCUUUUUGUCUGGAUUUCAUCCACACUGUUUUUUCUUAUGGAGAGUAUCAGGAAUGAGUUGCUUCAAACCCUUCUUCCUGUGCCCAUAACAUAGCCAUCCACAUCAGAAAUCUUGUGUUUUCAGUUGCAGUGGUGGCAGCAGGACAUCAGUAUUACAGUCAUAAAGGAAACAGUUUUGGUGGUGUUAUCAGAUAAUGUAUAUGAGGGGUUGCCUAUGUUUCAGUUAUAAAAUGAGAGUUGCUUCAAAUUGUAGGGCAGGGAAUGGGUUGGAAGACACUUCCUACUAACUCUGUUCUUGGGUAGCUGUAGGGAGGUAAUGCCCAUAUUUUGGAUAUUCUGGCCUUAGAUGCAUAGAUCUUUGUUCAAGUAUAGAGUAAUUUACAGCCACAGAAGUCCAUAAUCAUAUUUAGAAGAUGAGUUUUGGUUUCCUGAUGGUUUUCUUUGCUGCCUUGUGAAGAAUUGAAGCUGUUCUUCCAUGGGUGCAGUCCUCUUGUAGAGCUGACAUCCUCCCAUCUCUUCACCUGAUAUCUAAGUUUCUACAUGUGCUCCUUAUCUGUUUUCCACCUUGCAUCUGACUCUCCUCUUGUUCUUCAGUUUUCUGCACUCUGCCCUGUUUUGUGAUGCCAGGAGGGUUUCAAUCUUGUCCAUUUUUAUUUUCUGGCUGCUGGGGGAAGCGGUUCUAGGGAAAGGUCUCCUCUGCUCUUCUCUCUUACGUCUUAAGUGUCCUACAAGCUGUGUAUGGUCGGAUUGUCUGUACCGUGACAAAAUCUUCAGAUGGUUUUGCUGCCUUCCUCUAGUACACAUCUUCUGAUCACGUGCAAAUGUUGAUCUCCUCCUGCUCCCAUCUGGCUUCUAGAUUAUCUGGGCUCAAAUGAAUUCUACAAAAACAAAACAAAACAACCAAACAAAAAACUUACACUCUAGCUCCUUGCCAAGAUGGAGGUUUUCAUGUACAGGAGUCACUUGGGCUUUGCUGUGAAAUUACAAAAUGCUUGCAAAACAGAAUAUUUUUCCUCUGUAUUUGAAGGAAAACUGCAAAUAUUUUUUUUCACUGAGACUUUAAAAGACAGAAAACAGAUCCUGCACUGAGAUAACCAGAGCAUGAUGUUAAAAUCAGCCACAAAAUCAGAGAUGAGAAGCACUGCAACCAGGAGCUUCGUAACAAGAAGUGGGCAGCCCAUCCAUCUUGAGAUCCUCGCCUUAUUACCGUCUCUCCGGAGGUGCUGAUGUGUGAAGGGGGUCCUGCAAUUAUGCCCUUCAUUGUGAAUGGGAAUCACCUUUGCCACGUCAGUUUAACAGACUGGAACCUUGUGUUUUCUCUCUACUGCUUACAAAUGUUGCAGUCUGUCAGCCUUAAUUUCACAGUGCUUAUUAAAAUCAGAGGCUCUAAUCCAUUGCUAUCUUUGCAUUCAAUUCGCUGCUACUAUUCUUCCAUUUUACUGAGACUAUGUGGCUAUAGGUGAUCACUUUACAAUUUUUUUGAAAUACUUCAGUAAUGAUUUUUAUUAUACCGUGUUGUGUCCUGGGCGCCGGUUAUAGGGAUCUGUCUUUAGCAAUAACUAUUAUACACUAUGUGUAUAUCUGUUUAUAUAUGGAAAAUAAAUACGGAGCAUGUAACGACUGUGAAAAUAACCUGCACAAAGAGCAGAGUGAGCACUUGGCGGCCAUUCUGCACCAGCCUGAACAACUCAAAUGAAAAAUUGGAGACCGUGUGGAGAAAAUGAACUAGCAUGAAAAAUUAUUCAGGAGUGGAUUUCCCUUUACGUGCACAUGGGGCUGUGUGUAAGCUGUAGACGAGCCAGCCUUGAGUAACUGAAGCCAGUUCAAUUGCUGUUUGCUCAAGCAGCAGCUUCCUCUUCUGUAGAACUGGCGAGAGCCACUGUGUUCAGCUGUAGCCCUGUGCGUCAGU